Molecule: messenger RNA, 804 nt
Organism: Rasamsonia emersonii CBS 393.64
Lineage: Eukaryota; Fungi; Ascomycota; Eurotiomycetes; Eurotiales; Trichocomaceae
Product: ATP synthase D chain, mitochondrial
Exons: 1
Biological process (GO): proton motive force-driven ATP synthesis
Molecular function (GO): proton transmembrane transporter activity
Source: RefSeq, a predicted model, not a curated record
CUUGAUUCCAACUUGCCGAAGCAACCUCACGUCCGGAAAGCGGCUCGAGUUUGCACGUCUACCGCAACCCUUCUCCGCUCCCACAUCCUCACUCCAACGUCACAAUGGCUGCCUCUGUAUGUCAAUUGCAUUCCUGUUGCCUUUCUUUGCUGGUGGCUAGGGGUUAUGGUUUCGCUGACUGCCAAUCUACAGCGUAGCGCCGCUCUGAAGAUCGACUGGGCCAAGGUGACCAGCUCGUUGGGCCUUCGCGGCCAGACGGCUGCGUCGCUGCAGGCUUUCAAGAAGCGCAACGACGAUGCUCGCCGCAAGGUCCAGAUGCUGUCUGAGCAGCCCCAGACGGUCGACUUCGACUACUACCGCAAGGUCCUGAAAAACCAGAAGAUCGUCGAUGAGAUCGAGAACCACUUCAAGAACUUCAAGCCUGCCACCUACGAUUUGAACCGCCAGCUCAAGGCUAUCGAGGCCUUUGAGGCCCAGGCUCUGAAGAGCGCCGAGGAGACUAAGGGCAAGGUUGAGGCCGAGCUGGCCAACCUGAAGAAGACUCUGGAGAACAUUGAGACUGCCAGACCCUUCGAUGAACUCACUGUGGUAUGUGGCUUUGCAUCGCGACGGGAUCGCGGGUUUCCCAGUUUCACGCGGAUGCUGAUGAGCCUUUCUGUACAGGACGAGGUUGCCGCCGCUCAGCCCGAGAUCGACGAGAAGACCGCGUCGCUGGUGUCCAAGGGCAAGUGGAUGCCACCGGGCUACAAGGUUCGUGUUCACUGCCGUCAUUUUCUCCGUGUGUGUUAUUCUACAGUUUGCUAA